Messenger RNA from Caenorhabditis remanei, 2601 nucleotides. RefSeq lists its product as uncharacterized. The record is from RefSeq and is a predicted model, not a curated record. The transcript is spliced from 8 exons. Gene Ontology annotation, molecular function: ribosomal large subunit binding; tRNA binding. Bases 1 to 2601 code for a protein of 866 amino acids. Lineage: Eukaryota; Metazoa; Nematoda; Chromadorea; Rhabditida; Rhabditidae. Gene Ontology annotation, cellular component: RQC complex. Gene Ontology annotation, biological process: rescue of stalled cytosolic ribosome; ribosome-associated ubiquitin-dependent protein catabolic process.
AUGCGUGUGAACAACGUGUACGACAUCGACAACAAAACAUAUCUGAUCAAAUUGUCACGUACCGACGAGAAGGCGGUGAUUCUGUUCGAAUCGGGUGUCCGAUUGCAUCAGACAUUCCACGAGUGGCCAAAGUCACAGACGCCCUCAUCGUUCUCAAUGAAACUGAGGAAACAUAUCAAUCAGAAGAGACUCACUUCGAUCCGAGUCGUCGGAUUCGAUCGUCUCGUCGAGCUGGUCUUUGGAACGGACGACCGUGAGAAUCGUCUCUACGUAGAGCUCUACGACCGUGGAAAUGUCGUUUUGACUGACAACGAACUCACAAUUCUCAACAUUCUCCGCGUUCGAACCGAUAAAGACACGUCGGUGAGAUGGGCGGUCCGCGAGAAGUACACGUUCAACGAGGAGGCGGAGCGAGAAAGGAGCGGAGUCACGAUGGAUGACGUCACGCGGGCGAUUGGAGGGAUUCCAGAGGGAAAAGAGGAACAAUUGGGAAGAGUGAUGUCACAAUUGACAAAAUGUGGAAAUCCGAUAACGAAGGAGAUUCUGGCGGCGUGUGGGAUGAAGGCGGAGAUGAAGGUGUCGAGAAAGACGGAUGUGGAGACGGAAUUCCGGGGAAAACUGGAGGAAAUCCGGAAGGAAACGGAACAUGUGUGGGAGCAAGUCGAGGAACAACCGAGGGGAUUCAUUAGUUAUACGGAGAUUCUUUCACCGACGUCUCAACCAAUCCAACUCUACAACGAAUUCAACCCGAUUCCGAUGCCAUUCACUUCGAAACUUCAAAAAGAACUGCCGUCGUUCUGUGAAUCCGUCGACGAGUUCUAUUCACGAAUUGAGACGCAAAAACAAGAGCAGAAAGCGGUGAAUAUGGAGAAGCAGGCGUUGAAAAAGUUGGAGAAUGUGGAGAAGGAUCAGAAGGAACGGAUUGAAGCGUUGCAGCUGACACAAGAACAACGAGAGCACAUGGCGAAUCGGAUCAUUCUCAACCAAGAUUUGGUGGAAAAAGCGCUUCUCCUGAUCCGAAGUGCGUUGGCGAAUCAAUUCUCGUGGCAAACAAUCGAAGAAAUGCGUAAAAACGCGGCGAUGAACGGAGAUCUAGUCGCCAAAUCGAUCGAUUCGUUUAGAUUCGAGAACAACGAAUUCUUUAUGAAUCUCGGGGAUCCAUAUGACGAGGAGGCGGAGCUUCUGAAAGUGCCAAUCGAUAUUUCGAUGAAUGCGUCGAAAAAUGCGCAGAGACACUUUGUGGAUAAGAAAUCGGCUGCCGAGAAAGUGAAGAAAACUGUCGCAUCGUCGGAAAAAGCGAUUAAAAACGCACAGGAAAAGGCGAAAAGUACACUGGAACAAGUUAAAAUUGUGACGGAAGUCAAAAAGUCGAGAAAGGCGAUGUGGUUUGAGAAGUUUCGGUGGUUUAUCUCGUCGGAAGGGUAUAUUGUGGUCGCUGGACGAGAUGCUCAGCAGAAUGAGUUGUUGGUCAAGAAAUACCUCCGCCCAAAUGACAUCUAUAUGCAUGCAGACGUGCGUGGCGCGUCUUCAGUGAUCAUCCGCAAUAAAUCAUUCGAAGAAUCGCAAGAAAUCCCACCGAAAACUCUGACAGAAGCCGCCCAAAUGGCCGUCUGCUAUUCGAACGCGUGGGAAGCGACAGUGACGGCGUCGGCGUGGUGGGUACAUCCGAAUCAAGUCAGUCGUACUGCUCCAACCGGGGAAUAUCUGCCAUCUGGAAGUUUCAUGAUUCGUGGAAAAAAGAAUUUCAUGCCGCCAAGUCAAUUGGUGAUGGGAUUGGGAGUACUUUUCAGGAUGGACGAUGAAUCGAUUGAGAGGCAUGCGGCACUGGAAAAAGCUAAGAAAUCCGAGGAAAAUCCUGAUGAAAAUGUACAAAUCGGAGCGCAACAAGACGAGGAACUGUUCCUUAUCGAAGUUGGACCGAAAAAUCCGCCGAAAAACCAGCAAAAUGCACAAAAAUUGGCCCAAAAUCCGGAAAAAUCGACUCAAAAGUACUUGGAAGAGAAAAUUAAAGAGCAAAUGGCUGGUCCGAGUGCGAAGACUCAAAAGAGAAAGCAACGGAAGGAGAAAAUGGUGAAACAAAAGUACAAAGAUCAGACGGAUGACGAUUUGGAGCUUCAUAAGGAGUUGUUGAAGCCGCAGGGCAAGAUUGAGCCGAAAAACGAGGAAGUUCCUGUGAAAAACGAGGAAAAACCACAGAUUUUCCAUGAAAAACUUGAAAAACCGCCGAAAAUCGAGAAAAUUGAGAAAAAUGAGGUAGAGGAGGACGGCGAGGAGGCUGAUGAGGAGGAUAAGGAGGCGAAUGCUGAGGAGAUGACACUCUUGACGACACUCACAGCUCAACCGCUUGAUGAGGACACGCUGUUGUUUGCGGUGCCCGUCGUGGCGCCGUAUUCGGCUCUCUCCACGUACAAAUACCGUGUCAAAAUCACCCCGGGAAUCGGAAAACGUGGAAAAGCGACAAAACAGGCGAUUGAAUUGUUCACGCGCCAAAAAACGGAUCGUCAAGCAGCGCUCAUCAAAUCCCUUCUCUCCGACGACUCUGCCUCCAGAAAUCUUCCGACGAAAGUUCGCAUCUCGGCACCUCAACUCCAUGCUAAAUAG